Molecule: messenger RNA, 2537 nt
Organism: Acanthopagrus latus (yellowfin seabream)
Lineage: Eukaryota; Metazoa; Chordata; Actinopteri; Spariformes; Sparidae
Product: protocadherin alpha-8-like
Exons: 1
Coding region: 117-2537 (806 amino acids)
Biological process (GO): homophilic cell-cell adhesion
Cellular component (GO): plasma membrane
Molecular function (GO): calcium ion binding
Source: RefSeq, a predicted model, not a curated record
AAUACUCGUGUUUGCCCUCAUGUCUGUCGUUAUAAGAAGACGAUGAAUGUCUUUACAAGUGCAGUAGUUGGAUUCUGUCAUUUUAACGCAGUUGCUGUUUCUGUGACGGAGUACUGAUGAUUUCGGGUUUAAUCAUGGAACAAAGAAGAUACGAGGGAGGAAGGGCGCGAGGAUAUCUGGUCGGCUGCGUGGUCGCGGUGCUUUUGUGGAGCGUGGCCUCGGCGCAAAUACGAUAUUCAAUCUCUGAGGAAGUGAACGAAGGAACUGUGGUUGGAAAUAUAGCGAAAGAUCUGGGAUUAGAUAAAAGCACGCUGACAGAAAGAAGGUAUCGGAUCGUUUCCAGUAACGCGGAUCCGCUUUUCCAUGUAAAUCAGAACGAUGGCAUCCUGUAUGUGAGCCGAAAGAUUGACAGAGAAGAGGUGUGCGCACAGAGCAGUACGUGUUUAAUAAAUCUGAAAACUGUGUUAGAAAACCCGCUGGAGGUCCACUACGUGGGAGUGGAAGUUCUGGAUGUGAAUGAUCAUUCUCCCAGUUUUCCGGAGGCAGAGAAACGGUUGGAGAUUUUUGAGUCCGUGUUGCCUGGAGCACGAUUUCAGCUAAAAGCCGCACGGGAUUCAGACAGUGGUCAUUUCUCCGUACAGCAAUAUAAACUCAACCAGAAUGACCACUUCCGUUUGGAGGUUAAGGAUAAAGGAGAAGAUGGUAAAAUACCGAUAUUGGUGCUGCAAAAGUCUUUGGAUAGAGAAGCAGCAGGAAGUCACUCAUUAGUGCUGACAGCGCUGGAUGGAGGGAAACCUCCGAAAUACGGUGAAAUUAAUAUUCUAGUUAAAGUUUUAGAUGUUAAUGAUAACACACCUAUCUUUUCAAAGGAUGUUUACUCUGCUACGCUGUCUGAAAACGCUCCAGUAGGGACUACCAUCGUGCAAGUUAAUGCAACUGACUUAGAUGAAGGUCAGAAUGGAGAGGUGUUCUACUCAUUUGGUGACAGCGUGACAAAUAAACUACUUAAACUUUUUGAUAUCGAUCAAUCAUCCGGUGAGAUAAUUGUCAAAGGACUUAUAGAUUAUGAGCAAAGGGACAAAUACGAAAUAGAAAUUGAAGCAUCAGAUAAAGGUCUGGCUCCAUUAACUUCAGAAAAAAGCGUCAUUAUUAAGAUAGUAGAUAUAAAUGAUAACGCACCUGAGAUUGAAGUUACCUCAUUUUCAAGCUCCAUCCCUGAAGAUUCCAGACCUGGAACUACAGUUGCUCUUAUCAGUGUAAAUGACUUGGACUCUGGUCUGAAUGGAAAAGUCAUUUGCUCCAUAAGUGAUGAUGUUCCUUUUACAUUAUCACCAUCCUUACAAGACAACAUGUAUUCAUUAGUCACCAAAUCUCCUCUGGACAGAGAGAAACAGUCACAUUAUGAUCUAACAAUAACUGCAAAAGACGCUGGUCAACCUCCAUUAUCAUCUGAAAAGACAAUCAGUGUUGUGGUGUCAGAUGUGAAUGACAACAGUCCAGAGUUUUCACUGAGUCCAUAUACUUUCUAUGUCACUGAAGCUAAUGAGCCAGGUACCUCUGUGUUUUCUGUCAAAGCUUUUGAUCGUGAUGAGAACGACAAUGCUCUGAUAUCCUAUCAUAUUCUCAGAGAUGGAAGCCAAGAAAAUAAAUUGGCCUCAUUCCUAAGUAUCAACUCUGAUAACGGACACAUCACAGCUCUAAAAAGUUUUGACUUUGAAGUUCUGAAAAAGUUCCAGUUCCAAGUUGUGGCCACAGAUUCUGGAACUCCGUCACUGAGCAGCAACGUCACAGUGAACGUGUUCAUUCUGGAUCAGAACGACAACGCUCCAGUCAUCCUGUAUCCAGUCAGCUCCAACGGUUCUGCUGAAGGUGUGGAGGAGAUUCCCCGCAAUGUGAACGCAGGACACUUGGUGACUAAAAUCAGAGCCUAUGAUGCUGAUAUAGGAUAUAACGGCUGGUUGCUCUUUUCACUGCAGGAAGUCACUGACCACAGUCUCUUUGGUUUGGACCGCUAUACAGGACAGAUCAGAACACUUCGCUCAUUCACAGAGACAGACGAGGCUGAGCAUAAACUGCUCAUACUGGUCAAAGACAAUGGGAACGUUUCUCUCUCAGCAACAGCUACUGUCAUUGUCAAACUGGUGGAGCCCAAAGAGGCUUUUGCUGCCUCUGAUGUUAAAAGUGCCACUAAAGUUGACGAGGAGGACAAUGUGACAUUUUAUCUGAUGAUAACUUUGGGCUCAGUCUCUGUACUUUUUAUCAUCAGCAUCGUCGUGCUGAUUGCGAUGCAGUGCUCCAAAUCCACAGACUAUACUUCUAAAUAUCUCCAAGAGACUAAUUAUGACGGGACUCUGUGUCACAGCAUCCAGUACAGAUCUGGAGACAAACGCUACAUGUUAGUUGGACCCAGAAUGAGUAUAGGAUCUACUAUAGUCCCUGGCAGCCAUGCUAACACUCUAGUGCUCCCUGACAGGAGGAGGGGAUCUGGAGAGGUAAGACUUUUCUUUGUGAAAGUCCUGGCUUGUUUUCACUCAUGA